Alligator sinensis (Chinese alligator) is the source of this 2600-nucleotide messenger RNA. It is a transcript of the gene ZNF408, whose product is annotated as zinc finger protein 408. The coding region runs from base 1 to 2484 and encodes 827 amino acids. The record is from RefSeq and is a predicted model, not a curated record. Lineage: Eukaryota; Metazoa; Chordata; Crocodylia; Alligatoridae. Gene Ontology annotation, molecular function: DNA-binding transcription repressor activity, RNA polymerase II-specific. The transcript is spliced from 4 exons. Gene Ontology annotation, biological process: negative regulation of transcription by RNA polymerase II.
AUGGGUAACAAGGCUGACAGCAAUCAGGCGGGGGCCGGCGGCGGUGAGUGCGGCGGGGCGGGGCCGGACCCGGUUCUAAACCCGGGUUCCGGCUGGGGAGUCUGGUUCUCGUGGUGGUGGCGGGACCUGUCCCCAGUCUGUUGUGUCUUGCAGGAGCCAGCGGAGGAGACCUGCCCCUGCCCGUGCAGCGCCAGCUGGAGGAGCUUGGUGAAGCAAGGCCAUAAGGAGGAUGAGGCAAACGUAGCUUCGGUGUGGUUCAGCGGAAGGCUCCAUAUCCGAGUGUGGCGUCCCAUCCCUGCAGGUGCUGAGUUGUUGUACUGGCCUAAAGAGGCCCAUGAUGGCCCUACCGAGGGGGAGGGAAGAAGGCUGCCAAGUGCCUCUGACACAAUAGCUGUUCCUGAGGAAGAGGAGAAUCCCAAUGGGGAGCUGGCAGCAGCAGCAGUGACAGAGACAGGAACUCCAAUGGUGGAGACUGUGGUUCAAAGGGAAGGGGCCUCCCCUGCUGGUAAAGCAGCAGAACCUUUCUCAGGUUGCUCUGAUAUUUCCAAAGUGAUGGACAAAGAAACCAGAGCCCAGGAUGUCCCUACUGAUGAAGGCAAGAAGCAGCCAGCCAAAUGUUCCCACAGGCUGCAAGGCAAUAACCUGGAGGAGGAGAUCAUGACUCCUACAAAUGAGCUCUCGGAGACUGCAAUCCUGAGGAAAGAGAACCAGCACCCUGAGAGUACCUCAGCAGCUGAAGCUGAUAACAGAUGUAACAGGGGGGUGGUUGAGGGUGUGGAUCCCCUGACCGAGGCAGAGAAAGCAGAUGGGAAGCGAAGAGAGGCACAUUUGGGAAAGCUCCAACUGCCACUGCCUCCAUUGAAUGGAGUUCGACUCAGUGCUCGCUUGGCUGGGAAGCCACGCAAAAUUCACACGUUGACCGGCCAGUUCCGGAAGUGCCUGCAAGAAUGCAGUGCCAGGGUGUCUGGGCAGGAGGCCAACAGUUCAAUCAUUUAUGAGGGAGAAGAUGCUGUGGAGACCUGUAAGAAAGCUGGAAAGGUUUCCAAAGGCUGUUCCAAACUGGAGUCCUCGAAGCCCAGAAAGAAGGGCCUACCUGAUGCUUCAGAGGAGCAGAAUGAGUACCCCAAAGUAGAAAUCACUGUUGAGCUGGGGGAGGGGUCCUCUGGUAAGCUGGGUGUCUCCCAGCAGAAGUCCCAAAUUCAAAGUGAGCGCAAGUACCACUGUGGGGACUGUGGCAAGGCCUUUCUUCAGCUCUGUCAUCUCAAGAAACACAGGUUUGUCCACACCGGCUACAAGCCCUUCCUGUGCACAGAAUGUGGCAGGAGCUACAGCUCUGAGGAGAGCUUCAAGGCCCACGUGUUGUUCCAUCGGGGAGUGCGCCCCUUCCAGUGCAAGCAGUGCGAAAAGGCUUAUGGCACGAAGCGAGACCUGAGGGAACAUGAGGUGCUGCAUACAGGCAAGCGCCCCUUCACCUGUGAGGAGUGUGGUAAGACAUUUGCUCGCCGACCCUCCCUGCGCAUCCACAGGAAGAUCCACCUUGCCAAGGAGCUUGAUCCGGCCAGCCCCAAGGGGUGUGAGUGCGCCAUCUGCGAGCGCCGCCUGGCCAACCCUGGCUCCCUGCGCAAUCACAUGCGCCUGCACACUGGGGAGAAGCCUUUUGUCUGCCCCUACUGUGGCAGGGAUUUCCGGCAGCAGGGCAACCUGCGGGGGCAUCUGCGGCUGCACACUGGUGAGAAACCCUACAAGUGCCGCUUCUGCGGGGAUGCCUUCCCCCAGAUCCCAGAGCUGCGGCGGCACCUCAUCUCCCACACAGGGGAGGCCCACCUGUGCACGGUCUGCGGCAAGGCACUGAAGGACCCUCACACACUGCGGGCCCAUGAGCGCCUGCACACAGGUGAUCGCCCAUUCAAAUGCGAGCAGUGCGGCAAGGCCUACACGCUGGCCACCAAGCUGCGCCGGCACCAGAAGUCCCACCUGGAGGACAAGCCCUACAAGUGUGACAUCUGUGGUAUGGGCUACACCCUUCUACAGAGCCUUACACGCCACAAGAUCACCCAUCGGACAGCCAGGGACUCCAACAAGCUGAUGGAGGCUGUGGUCUCACUGGACAGGGACAUGCAAAAAGCUGCCAGGAAGAGGCCCAAGAGGAAGGCCCCUCAGGUGGGGGAUACAAAGGAGCCUACAAUGCUUGUGGUGCACUCGGCUUCCACAAGUGAGGCAGAGCUCCUGAUAACUGCCAACGGCCAUUGCAUUGCUACAUUUCCUCCCACAGGCAGCUCUCCAGAGCCCAUGGUGCUGGGCUCUGAGACCUCUGCAGGACAAGAACCAACAAACAAAGACAUCAUUGAGAUCACCAUCUCUGAGCAUGAGGACAAAUGUAUCAUUGUGCAAGACAAAGGCUCCCCAGGUGACUUGGUCAUCAUCCAGGAGAGUGUGGGCUUCAGUCAUGUGGCUGAGGUGGUGGAGGUGGAGACUGGGACCUGAUAGUCUCUCCCCACCCUUGCCUUGCCUAUUUAGCCUUACUGCAUCCAGACAGAACGUGUGUGUGUGUGUGUGUGUGUGUGUAUAUAGAUAUAGAUAUAUAAAAAAUCUAUUUUCCA